Messenger RNA from Phycomyces blakesleeanus NRRL 1555(-), 426 nucleotides. RefSeq names its product Homeodomain-like DNA binding domain-containing transcription factor. The record is from RefSeq and is a predicted model, not a curated record. Lineage: Eukaryota; Fungi; Mucoromycota; Mucoromycetes; Mucorales; Phycomycetaceae. Bases 1 to 426 code for a protein of 141 amino acids. The transcript has 2 exons.
AUGACUCCACCAACUUCUAGCAUCACAAAACCCAAAAGACAAGAGUUAGAUGCGUUCAUUAGGGGCCGAAUUAUAGGUCAAUGGGAGAAGGACGCUACAUAUGGAGAAAUCUCUAAAGCCCUUGACAUUCCGAAGAGCACUGUUGGAAAUGUAGUGAAAGCCUUCAGAGAUAAAGGUGUUUCCAAGCCCUUGACACGUCUAGGAAGGGAACCAAAGGUUACAAAGAGAACACAAUCUGCGAUGGUGCGCUCAUUUCGUAGUGAGCCAUUCGUGUCAAUUGCGGCUCAGCAUCAGAGAUUAGUCGAUGUGGGAAUCUCCAUCUGCAUGACUACAUUCCAAACCCUUAAAGACUUAACUCGAUUCGCCUCGAGAUAUCUUCAAAACACAACAGAGUCUCAAGAUACUUAUUACUCCAGAAUUACAUAG